This is a messenger RNA of Arabidopsis lyrata subsp. lyrata, 1970 nucleotides long. Its product is annotated as myb family transcription factor PHL6. The record is from RefSeq and is a predicted model, not a curated record. The transcript is spliced from 8 exons. Lineage: Eukaryota; Viridiplantae; Streptophyta; Magnoliopsida; Brassicales; Brassicaceae. Bases 434 to 1771 code for a protein of 445 amino acids. Gene Ontology annotation, molecular function: DNA-binding transcription factor activity; DNA binding.
GCGUGUAAUAAGAAAGACGGUCCAGCAAGACGGAGACACACUUCUCUCUACUCUUCGUCGACGGCGAUUUCGUAGCCAAAUCUUCGUCUUCUUCCUUUAACCCCAUCUCUUCUUCUUCUUCGUCUUUUGCUUUCUCAUUCGGAUUAACUUCAUCUCUUUGAUGGGAUUUUGCGUGUUUUCUCAGAGAAAAGAGUUCCAGAAAAAGUUUCAAUUUUUCGGCUUCUGAUGUCACAUUUGGUGGUUUUCGAGGGGAUAAUCCCUCUCAACUGCUAGUUAUUUUCUUCAUUUGUUGUGCAGCAAGUAGAAAAAGUUGAAGACUUUAUCAUCCUCUCAGCGGCUUGAAGGCUAACUGCAAACUUAUGGCGGAUCUUAUCAAGAGUCAGUUUUGUUUGUUGAUGUAAGAAACCGAUUUGGCAAGUUCAUCAAAGCAAUCAUGAACAGAUAUAGCCUUGUGUCAACGGCAACAGAUGAAUGCAACAAAGGAGUUGUUCAAACUUGCUCGACUUCUCCAUCUCCAGUCCAUAACUUUCUGAAUGUCCAGCCAGAACACCGUAAGUCUCCCUUCAUAAGAUCACAAUCUCCAGAUUCAACUGGUCAGCUAUGGCCAAAGAAUAUUUCUCAGAGCACUUUCUCUCGGUCUUCCACCUUCUGCACAAACCUCUACUUGUCAUCAUCUUCAACCUCUGAGACUCAGAAACAUCUAGGAAACAGUCUUCCUUUCCUCCCUGAUCCCUCCUCUUACAGCCACUCAGCUUCUGGUGUGGAGUCUGCUAGAUCUCCAUCUAUUUUCAGUGAAGAUUUGGGCAAUCAAUGUGAUGGAGACAACUCCGGGUCGCUUCUCAAAGAUUUCCUUAAUCUUUCUGGAGAUGCUUGUUCCGAUGGCGGUUUUCAUGAUUUUGGCUGUUCGAAUGACAGCUUUUGCUUAUCAGAUCAAAUGGAGUUGCAGUUCCUCUCUGAUGAACUUGAGCUGGCUAUCACAGACCGCGCUGAAACUCCCAGGCUUGAUGAGAUCUAUGAAACGCCAUUGGCUUUGUCAAAUCCAGUGACGAGAUUGAGUCCAAGCCAAAGCUGUGUUGCUGGAGCAAUGUCUAUAGAUGUAGUUUCAUCGCACCCUUCUCCAGGAUCAGCAGCCAAUCACAAGACGAGAAUGAGAUGGACUCCUGAGCUCCAUGAUUCUUUUGUAAAGUCGGUGAUCAAACUUGAAGGGCCUGAAAAGGCCACUCCAAAGGCUGUUAUGAAGCUCAUGAAUGUUGAGGGUUUGACGAUCUAUCAUGUAAAAAGUCACUUGCAGAAGUAUAGACUAGCCAAGUAUAUGCCAGAGAAAAAAGAAGAGAAAAAGAAUGAAAACUCAGAAGAAAAGAAACUGGCUUUGAGUAACAGUGAAGCUGACGAGAAGAAGAAAGGGGCCAUACAAUUAACUGAAGCUCUGCGUAUGCAGAUGGAAGUUCAGAAGCAAUUGCAUGAACAGCUCGAGGUGCAACGGGUGCUUCAGCUACGAAUUGAAGAGCAUGCUAAAUACUUGGAAAAGAUGUUGGAAGAACAACGCAAAACCGGAAGGUUGAUUUGUUCUUCUUCUUCUCAGACAGUGUUAUCACCUAGUGAUGACUCUAUACCAGAUUCUCAAAACAUGUCCAAAACUGAAGCAUCUUCGCCUCAGCGGUCAACAUCUGCAAAGAAGAAAGCUUCUGAAACUGAAGAAGAUAAAUGUGAAAGCCCUCAGAAACGUCGUAGGCUUGAGAACAAAGCUGAAUCUGAAGAUGCUGAGAGGUAGCAAGAUGCUUCAAGUAUGUAAAUAUGGUAUGUUUUGUGUAAUUUGGUGAGAGAGAUGGUGGUGAUCACUCAAAGUAUAUGUUUGUAAUGUAGAUCUUUGUCGGAAACGUGUAAACUUAUUACGGAUCUUGAGGAUGUUCCUUUCAUUUGCUUGUUAUUAAGGAUCACUCAAAGUAGAUGAUGUUGUUUUGAAAGUUUUA